GCGGGACUUCCGUUUAGUUUGUUAUGGAAGAUGUCCCUGGUACGGCUAGCAAUGAUAUCAGCCACAAAGUCGAAAGUGUUCAAACUCACCAGGGCUUCAGCCUUACUUGGUAACCUCGCUGUGAGACAACGGUGUCAUCGGCCCCUCUACAGUCCGCAGCGUAUUUCGACUGUUAAUGUUAGAACUUUCAGCGGCGUCUCAAGCCAGCAUAUCACAGAAGAUGAAGAUAAGGUUUACAUGACAAAGGCGUGUGUCAAGAGACUUGGUGAGAUCAUGGAAAAAGGAGAGUACCUGAGAAUCCGCGUCGAAGGGGGAGGUUGCUCCGGCUUCCAGUACAAGUUUGUGGUUGACGCCAACACCAAUGAAGAUGACAGAGUGUUUGAGCAAGACGGCGUGGGAGUCGUCGUGGACCAGGAUAGUAUGGAGUUUGUAAAAGGAGCCACUGUGGAUUUCAGCCAAGAACUCAUUCGAGCCACCUUCCAAGUGCUGAAGAAUCCCCGAGCUGAACACGGGUGCUCUUGUGGCAGCUCAUUUUCCGUCAAAAUCUAAAUGAAAUGGCAUUACCCAGAUACAGAGUACAAUUUUUUUUGCAUUAUAUUAGAGGCUCCUCUUAAAAAAACAUCUUGAGUUUUUACUUCAUGCAUGUAAAUUAUGUAAAUAGGCUAAGAUUAAAUGGUUUUAUCAAUGUGGUUGAAAAUAAAACGUCAGUUUAAGGAGUUUAGUGCUUCAUUUCAAUAUAUAUCAUGCAGGAAUGAAUGGACUACCAUGAGGAUUACCAUCAAAUGUGUGAAAUAUUACCGAUAAAGAUUUUUAGGUCAAAUAGAUUGCAUCAUUUUACAGUAGGGGCGUGAUUGUCAUUAAAGCUAGCGGGGGGUCUCAUUCAUACUCAUCGCACCCAGGCUCUGUUCACAUUUGUUCUUACACUGGCCAUAAGCAUCUUUCGACUAAAAAUUUCAGGUAACCCUGGGAAAUACUUGACGAUAAUUAUCGUUAGAGCUUUUGUCAACAAAAAUAAUAAAAAUGUUCGAUAAAGGUCAAAAGAUUUAAACUGAAAUUAACACCACUUUAUCUAUGAACAAAUGCCGUUUUCGUGUCAAAUUUGGUGGGUGGCGGUUUAUAGUCAGUUGCGCCUUAUAGUCUGAAAAUUAUGGUAUGUUGAUGGCAUUGACAGCCAUGCACGUCCAUGCCAUUGACGGCCAUGUAUGUUGAUUCUCUUGAUGCCAGUGUACUUGGAUUCCAUUGAGUCUAUGCCAGAGGUCACGGAACCGCGGACCUCGGUCCGGUUCCGGACCCCCAAGCCGUGUGGACCGGAUCUCAAGCUGUCCGGACUAAUACACGUUGCAACAAAUAAAAAUCUUUUUUUUCUGCGGGUUUGCAGAGUGGAGGCGGGCAUCAAACAAAAACCUUAGUGGUGACGCGCGUGAGCCAGCCAAUGGGAGUGAAGCAUUUGAAAGUUAUUUUUAGAACAGCAUGUCUCACAUUCGCUUUCCAGACUCCGCGGAGUGACAGCCAAAAACAGAGCCAAAUGAAGUUGGAGGAAGAGGCGAAAAGGUACGGCAAAUGGCGUGCUUAAAACUACGCAAGAUUGAUGCAGAAAACAGUCUUUAAAGAGGAGUGGACCAACACAUUUUUAUUCAUUUUACCUGGCGGCAGCACAAGACCGCUAUGCCUCAUCUGAGACUCAUUCAGAGACGGUAGUGCUUGUAAAAAGCAGCAAUUUUAAAAGGCACUAUGAGACGAAGCACACAGCUUUUUUUGCAAAGUUUCCCUAUGAACUCUGCCAUCCGUUCUCAAAAAAUAGCGGAAUUAAGGGCUCAAUAUGAUCGCUCCUCAAGGCUCAUGGUUCAUUUAUUCACUGCACAGCAACGCGCAAAUUAAUUCUCCCCUCAGAAUAGCGUGGAUAUUGGGUCAAAACAAAAAGUCUUUCAGUUACACACCGAUUGUCAAAGAUUGUAUGAGUGUAGUUGCUGAAACUUUGUUGAUGGAAAGCAAAAAGAAGAGGUCUGUCAAAAAAUAAAGCAAAUCCCCCUGUCAGCAUCCACAAUUAAAAAAAAAAAAAAAAAGUCUUGAACAUGCUCUGAUGCUGCUAUUUAAUGAUUCAAUUAAAGCACUUUUUUAGUUUUAUGCACCUUUUAUAUUUUAUUUACAUUUUUGAAUGUUGUAAUUAUCAGCAUGGCCACGUAAAAAUACGUUUGUAUUUUUUGGAAAAAAAGAAGGAUUAAAAAUAUUUCCGGACCCGAGGUUGUUGUAAUUUUUAAAAUUUCGGUCCCAGAGAAUUUUUAAUUCAUGACCCCUGGUCUAUGCCAUUGAUGGCCAUGUACGUCAAAAUAUCAACAGGAAGUGACCCCAAGGGGUUUACCUGCUAAAGCAAAGCUACCAUCGCAAUUUGUAGUUGAAAAUAAUGUACUGUUUUCCUGCUGAAUUUGUAUUAUCAACAGGUGUGCAUUGUCCUUGUAGACCGGGGGUCGGCAACUGGUGUUUUGAGAGCCGCAUGCGGCUCUUUAGCGCUGCCCUAGUGGCUCCCUGGAGCAUUUUCAAAAAUGUUUGAAAGUGGAAAAAAAAGGUUGAAGGAAUAUAUUUUUUGUUUUGAUAUGGUUUCUGUAAGAGGACAAAAUGACACAAACAUUCUUAACGUUUUCCAAUGCUGUAAAAAUGUGUAGAAUAAAUAUUAAAUUUCAACAUUUCUGUCAACGAAGAAUUGCGUAAUAGCCAGCGCCACAUGCUUGAAUGCGCUUGACAGUGACGCAAGAGUCGAAACGCUCUGUCAAGCGCAGGCCUCCCGAGGGGAUAGUGAGGGCGAGUGGAUAGUGUACCUACACCGGGAGAUAAUAAAGCGUGGAAAACCGUUCAUAGAUGGUGAUUAUAUGAAGGAGACAUUCAUCAACAUCAGAACACCUAUUUGCAGACUUCAAAAACAAAACCGAGAUUAAAAAAAAAAAAAAAUCAAAGACAUGCCCACAUAAGGGGCAUGUUAUGCACGUUCCUUUUUGAUUUUCUAAACCUAAAAAAACAUCAAGAAUCAGAUUUAUUGCAUUUCUAUAAUUUCAUAAAAUCAUUAAAAAGCAUUAACUUCAUUAAUGUUGUAAUGAAGUUAAACUAAGUGGCAUCAUACAACAGAGUAGUCACGUGAUGCGUUGAAUGCACUGCAGGGAAAAUAAACAUUAAAUCAUGAAGGCUCAUUAUGUAUUUUUAGCAGACUUAGUCAUUUUUAAUUGUACAACCCCUAGCAAAAAGUAUGGAAUCACCAGUCUCGGACGAGUACUCACUCAGACACUUUAUCAUGUAAAACAAACUCAGAUAAAAAGA
Corythoichthys intestinalis (scribbled pipefish) is the source of this 3306-nucleotide messenger RNA. It is a transcript of the gene isca2, whose product is annotated as iron-sulfur cluster assembly 2. The record is from RefSeq and is a predicted model, not a curated record. The coding region runs from base 31 to 549 and encodes 172 amino acids. Gene Ontology annotation, biological process: iron-sulfur cluster assembly. NCBI's taxonomy places the organism in Eukaryota, Metazoa, Chordata, Actinopteri, Syngnathiformes, Syngnathidae. The transcript is spliced from 4 exons. Gene Ontology annotation, cellular component: mitochondrion. Gene Ontology annotation, molecular function: 4 iron, 4 sulfur cluster binding; iron ion binding; 2 iron, 2 sulfur cluster binding.